Molecule: messenger RNA, 1233 nt
Organism: Mesorhabditis spiculigera
Lineage: Eukaryota; Metazoa; Nematoda; Chromadorea; Rhabditida; Rhabditidae
Source: the annotation of a GenBank genome assembly
AUGCAGUCGGCAAAGAUGGUUUACUACCGUUUGCUGAUCUUCGCCCUAAUGAGUCGCCUAGCUGUGGAAGCGGCUGAUAACAAGCCGUUCCCGGUCGUCUGUCUUCUGCCAAAGCCGGAUGAGAAAUGUGUGAAGCCAGAAGAAAUAUUGGCCUCAGACUACUGCGACCAUAGCCGGGUGGUCACGCGUCAAGUGUUGGACCAAGCAAACGACCAGGUGAAGACGCCGAAUGCAGGGAAAGAAGAACCCGUUGUAGAAUGCCUUGGAUACCCGCCAAACUCACAGGGCUACCCAAACAUUAUUCCGCCGGGUUCAUCCGUAAACGAUGGCUGCCCUCUAGCGAACUUCAACUGGGAUGGAGCCCCGUUCCAAGGAAAUCUUAUGACCUGCGCCGCCUUCCCUUGCCAAAAGCGCAAUCGGAUCUGGUGCGACCUAUACAUUGAGGAUCCCGCCAAGGCCGAAGCGUGCGAACUGCCACCGCUUUGCGACUCCGAUGGGGUUGUAGACCGAAAGGCUUACCUCUACCCACACUUCGAGGGCGAUGCCACGCAUUUCAUUGUCGUCAACAAGACUUACUGCGAGAAAUUGUGCACACCAGAGAAAAACGACGGGGUGGGUUGCCGCAGGAUCCCCACGUGCCGAGAUGAGAAGCAUAAAAACCAGAGCCUUACCCAUCUGUUUGACAAGGAUAUCCCGAAAGACCACCUGGACUACGACCCAUUCUACGUGUUGUCAACCUGCCUCCCAUGGUGUUCAAAAGAAGAAUCGUUGAACCCCAAGUUGAAGCGAAAGCAGCCGUGCAACCCCCGUCCUAUUUUCAAAAACGGCGCAGGCCCCAACCCGUUCUUCGCCAAUGAGUAUGACGCGAUCGAACAAGCGGACGGCAAGAAAGGUUCUGGAUCGAACGUUGUCUACGCCGGUAUCCUGAGCAUUCUGGUCCUCUGUGCUAUCGUCAUUGGCUUCGCAAUUGGCGGGCUCUUCAUGUGGAAAAAGAAGAAGAUGGCUAAGCAAGCCGUUUUGGAUAGCGAGAAGAGCAGCGGGCCAAGCGUGCUUGUGAGGAACAACUCUUCUGUGAUGCCGACACAGGCUAGUGUAACUGCCAUCGUGACAUCAUCCGCCACGCCUUCUGCUCCAAAGAAGAAACUGACCGCCGAGGAAUACGUUGCACAGGUGAAGCAGCACAUGAAGAACAAGACUGACAAAUCGCUCGAGUCCGAAUCUUCCGAUCGUGAC